CAGUUAAAUUUUUAUUAAAAAAAUAAAUACUUAAAAAAUUAAUACUUUUAAACAUCUAAUCAAUUAAAAAAAUAAAAUAGCUUUGAAAUAAUUUUAAGUAAAAUAAAAGAAAUGUGGAAUGUGAUAUCAGGCAAUGAAUACUUAAAGCAGAAAAAUACUACUCAUAAUCAAAAAAGGCAUUUAAUUAAUAUAAUCGGAGCAAGACCAGCAAUAACUAAUGACUUACCAUGGUAUCCUUCUCAUUCCCUUUCUAAAAAUACAAAUAAGUUCUCUAUAUAAAGAAACAUUAAGGUAUUCAAUGAUAAUUAAGUUCUACUUAAAAAAAUGAUGGAAAUAGACUAAAAAGAUGCAUAACUAAGUUAAAAAAAGCUUAGUAAAAGUUUUUAAAUGCACAAAAUUAAAAGUUCUGCAGAAUAUGUUAGAAAAUCCAAUGAGAAAUUUAUUGGAAUAGAGAACUAAAAAAUGUUGUAAAGAAUAGUAUCAUAAAAAUCAGUAUACUAAAAUAAAGACUUUAAGAAAUAAAACCUUUAAGCUAAUUUAUAUAAGUAAAAUAUAAGUAGAUAGAAUAAAAAAUAUAACCUUGAUUAUACUAUUCUUGCAAAAAAAGAGUUACUCUCUGAUUCUGCAUUCAUAAGAAGAUCCUCACUUUCUACAUAAGCUUAUUCAAGCUUUUCAAAAUCACCUAUUCUUAUGGCUUUGAAUUCAAAGAAGAAUGAAAAUGCUAAAGAUUUUAUAGAUUUCCCAAUACUCUGA
Messenger RNA from Tetrahymena thermophila SB210, 753 nucleotides. RefSeq lists its product as hypothetical. Lineage: Eukaryota; Ciliophora; Oligohymenophorea; Hymenostomatida; Tetrahymenidae. The record is from RefSeq and is a predicted model, not a curated record. The transcript has 6 exons.